AUGAUUUUCUGCAUUUUUGACAGAUGGUGUAUCAUCCAGUUGAUUUUGAUAUUGAUGAUUUCUUAUCCAGAAUUCAGGGAAACAAACCUCCUUUUAUCAUACAGUUAUAUGCAAAAACAUAUGCUUAUUCAUCGCCCUCCCGCUCCAAUAGACAUCCCUGGACCAUUUGUAUGCGAUGAUAAUUGCAGUGAUUCCAAAUGUGCAUCUACUCUGCAGAUCACCACGGAUCAGAUUGGAAAGACAUCUUUGUUUUUCAGUAGCUCGACGGGAAACUUUAGCCCACAAAAGACCAAGACGCCUAUGAUUUUCACUGAUGCUCAUACUUCAGUGGUUUUCGAAGCAUCUUCGACUACUAGAGGUCGCACAUUCCGCUGUAAUAUAUAUGUCCCUUUAACUAUUCGCCUGCAAAAUGUGGCGAACCUAGGCGAUGAACAGAAUUCCUGCAUUUCAAAGAAAGCAUUACCCACUCUGGAAAGCAAUUCUAAUAACAAAAGACCACCUUUCAGUCGGGCUAAGAUACCACACUCUAAAAACAAGUAUCGGGGCAAAAACAGUAGAACUUCUUCAGACACAGCAAAGUUUCCAGAAAGGUUUGAUUUUGAGUCCUUGGAGAAAAAAGGCACCUUUCCCACAGAUGGCGCAGAAAAAGACACUGCUACAGAAACACCGAAAGCAGUUUAUUCAAUUGAUUCAGAGUUUUCUAUCCGUAAACCUAUCAGUUUGAGAGAGAAUUCAGGUUAUAUUCGCUUCAUCGAAAAAACAGCAGAUGAAUUGGAUGAAGUUGUCGAGUAUGACUUAGAUGAGGAGGAUAUUUUCUGGCUUGAAAGGAUCAAUGCGAAGCGUAAAAGUCUAUCACUUUCACCUGUCACUGAGUCUACCUUGGAAUGGAUUAUGGACAGAUUUGAAAAAAAGGCUAGAUUCAGAUUAUUUUCAUCCAGUGGUUGUGAGACAACCGAUGCUCUACCUGAUAUUGGUGGCAACCAAUCAGGUAUUGAUGAAGACGCUGUAUGUGCUGUGUGCCAAGAUGGAACUUGUGAAAAUACAAAUGUGAUAUUAUUCUGUGAUGUUUGCAAUUUGGCUGUUCACCAAGAAUGCUACGGAGUUCCUUAUGUUCCUGAAGGUCCCUGGCUUUGUCGUAAAUGCUUGCAUUCACCAAGUGAACCAGUUUCAUGUGUUCUGUGUCCAAACAGAGGUGGUGCUUUCAAAAAAACUACUGAUGAUAGAUGGGCUCAUGUAAUAUGUGGAUUAUGGGUACCUGAAGUAAUGUUUGCUAACCUCACAUUCCUCGAACCACUUGAAGGCAUAGACAGGAUAGCACCAGCCAGAUGGCGUCUUCAGUGUUUCAUAUGUAAACAACGCAAUGUUGGUGCUUGUAUACAGUGUCAUAAAUCCAGUUGUUAUCGAGCAUUUCAUGUGACCUGUGCACAACAAGCUGGAUUGUAUAUGAAAAUUGAACAUACAGAUGAUCCUGGAGAUUCUGGAAUCCGAAAGAGUGCAUUUUGUGAUCAACAUUGUCCACCAGAUCAUUUUUCGAGUUCAAAUAAAGGAAUGUAUGCUCACUCUGAUUCUGAAAGUCCUCAGUCUCCUGAACAAGCAGUUCGAAUUCAUUUACGAAAAGCUCGUAAACUUUUAGCAGAACGUAGAAAUUCUAAACCUUCUGUUUGUGUUCCUAUUGUUUCGAAAGCGAAAAUGGAUCUUAUUCUAUCCAAAUUGUCUGGCGUAUCCGGAGAUAAAAUGGAAUUUUUAAAGCAAACUUAUGCAUUUUGGAAACUUAAAGAGAAUUUAGACGUGGUAAAUGCGGCUAGUUUCGCUGUUGCAGCUACAACUGGAGAUGCUGAAUCACAACGAAUGAAAGGUCAUUUAAAAUUCUGGCAACAAUUACGUCAAGAUCUUGAAAGAGGACGUCUUCUUUCUGAGCUUACACGUAAACGUGAGCGUAUUAAACGAGAUAUAUUUCGUUUAUUUGUGGCUGAAAUUGAACUGAGUAUCAAACCGUUAGUAAUUUUUCAGUUACGAUUUAUCGAUCAACUUCAGGCAUUGGAUACAAAUCAGUUUUUCGCUGAACCUGUUCAUCCAAGUUUAGCACCAGAUUAUGCAUUAAUCAUCAAAAAGCCUAUGGAUUUUUCUACAAUGCGUAAAAAGAUUGAGAACUUUGAAUAUUCCACAAUGGAAGCCUUAUUAUUGGAUUUUGAUUUGAUGUUAGACAAUUGCUUUGAAUAUAACCGAGAGACUAGUAUUUACUGUAUAUCCGCUUUAAAAAUACGUGAACAGAGUAAACCAAUUAUAUCUGAAGCCUUAGCAACAGCGAAGCAAAUCAGUUUCUGCCCGAAAACAGGACUUCUUCUAGAUAAUGUACGUGUAAAUAGUGAAGUUGCUGAGCAAUCUUUUCAUCAAGAUAAUAUUGAAAAUUCAUCCUCAAAAGCAAACGAAAACUGUUCACAGUCUAUUCUUUUAACCAAUCAAGGCUAUGAUUAUAGGAAAAAAUCAACGAACUCUCCAGCUUCAUUUCAUUUAUCGUCUUCACAAAGAUCAUCUAAAUGUUCAUUGGUGAAUGAAAGAGUGCAUAGUCCUCUCAAAGAACUAGUGAAUUGUGAUCAAACGUCUUCAGUUCCUGGUAGUAUACGAAGUCGAUUAAGAAGUUUUCAUUCACCACCCACAACUCCGUCACCAAUAUCAACAGUAGCAACAACAACACCGCAUACAUCACCUCUACCUAUUACUUCAAAUGGAAAUUCUAUAUAUGUUUCAUUUAAUUGUGAAAAAAAUAUGAACUCAUCACUUCUACCUCGAAAACGCCGUUACUCUUCAACCAGUGGGGACAGAAAAUUUCAAUUCUCUCCUACUUUAUUCACUGGAGAUGGUCGAAAAUCUACAAAAAUGGCACGAAUGCAAAUCAACUCUCCUGGAAAUGCUUUUGCACAAGCAUACGCUAAUUCAGCAAACUGUUUUGAAAAUCUGGUUAGAUCACCUAAACUCAACGAAGGUGUUAAUUGUAAAUUGAAUCAUUCCAGUCUUUCAACUGAUGACAACUCUACUUGUUUCUUAAGUCGUCAAGUUGGGAUUAGUCGAGCUACAAAUGAGCUGAAUGGAUUAAUAACUUCGCGUAAUGGACCUGCAUUUACUCGUUAUCGAACUGGUCGUUUAUCACGUGGUGAUGACGAAGAUGAAGAAGAUGACAGUGAGGAAACUGAUGAAGAUGAAAGUGAUGAUGCAUGUAUUACUUAUUCAAACAUCCAUGUAUCUUCUGCUAAUUCACAUCAUGAAUCCGAACGUUCUAACUACAAACAACAACGCUCAAAACAGGAUACAGAAGUGGAAUCUGUGACAAAAUCUACAGUUACUACCACAAAGGUAACAACAACUGUGGUUGGUGCCAGUCGAAUGGCUUUCGCUCACAAACGUGCUACUGUCAAUCGACUGAAAUCUGCUUAUCGGUUCAAAGCAAAACAAGUAUCUGGGAAUAUCAGAAGGUGUGGGCCCAGGCGGCCAGAAUUACCACUGAAAACAUUUGACAAUCAUAAUCCUAUUCACAACGCACAACCUAAUGUAUCAUCUUCUAUUCCUAUUUCUUUCUCUAAUCCACAUGUAAUAUCAAAUUCUGAUACAUUGUUCACAAAGUUUCUACCCAACACUAAUCUUAAAUCAAAUAGUAUCCAACGAGAUAAUAACGUUUGUAACGAUAAUGUUCAGUCAGUUUCCAAUCAUAUUAACUUGCCUUUGGAUAAUGAAUAUGAUGCAAAAAUGCAUGGUAGUACAGAUCUGUUGUCAGUGUCCUCGAAUGUUGAAACCUAUUACUCUAAUAAUUCCAAGACAACACGAAGUCCUUUAUCACGUGUCUCUUCACGAGGUAGUAUUGGAGAUGACAUGUUUUCUGAACAUCGAUUCAAUUCUUUAGAUAUUGUUUGGGCCAAAUGUUUGGGAUCACCAUGGUAUCCAGCUAUAAUUGUUGAUCCAGAUGCAACCGAAGGUUAUUCACACAACGGUGUUCCUAUCCCUCUACCUCCAGAAUCAGUACUCAAAUGGGGCAAACGUAUUGCCUCUAAUAAUUCCAGCAAUGAUUUUGAACUUUUACUUGUCCUUUUCUUUGAUACGAAACGCACAUGGCAGUGGCUCAGUCCUCAGAAACUUCAACCUCUUGGAAUUAAUAAAGAACUCGACUGUGAAAGGUUGCGAGAAGGAAGGAAAAGUAAAAUGAAGCAUUCGGUAACGAAAGCUUACCGUCGAGCUGUAGAACAUAUAUGUAAAGUACAUGGAAGACCUUAUCCGUAUACAGAUGGAAAAUCGACAGAUAUUGCUGUUUUUAUCCUGUAA
Heterobilharzia americana is the source of this 4311-nucleotide messenger RNA. NCBI's taxonomy places the organism in Eukaryota, Metazoa, Platyhelminthes, Trematoda, Strigeidida, Schistosomatidae. The record is from the annotation of a GenBank genome assembly.